AUUAAAAAAAUUAAUAAAAAAAUAAAAAUGAUUUAUUUUUGUUUUCUCUCUCUCAUUCUCUUUCCUUUCCUUCUCCGACAGUUCUUCUUCUCCUUUCUCUUCUUUUGGCGUCAACCUCAAAGAACCAGAUCUACCCAUUCUAUUCUUCUUCUUCCCUGUUUUUCUUCUUCUUAUCAGGUGACGAUAAAUCUGGUUUUUCUUCUUCUCAGGCGACGAUAGAUCUGGAUGGCUUGGACCUGGGCAAAGACGACAUCCUAGGCGGAUCUAAGUGGCUCGGACCUGGCCGAAGACAACAUCCUGGGUGGAUUUGGGUGACUGCAAUUUUUCUUCUUCUCCUUCCUCUUCUUCUGAGCAGUGAGUUUUUUUUUAUCAUUUUUUGUCUCUGAUUUUUUUUAGCAGGUUUUUGGGUACACUUUGACUCUUGAAUGUGGGUUUGCAACUUCUUCUACCCCAACACUUUUUUUGGGCAGGUUGACUCUUGAAUGAGACCCUCGAUCUGGGCAAGAGGCAGUUUAAUGGUGGUUGUGUUUUAGUUAUGAAUUUGGGAUGUUGAAGCAAUUUUUUGUUUAGGUUUAGUCUAGGUUCAUUUGCAUUCUUAUUUACUGGCUGGUUGUUGUGUUUUGGUUUUGGAUUUGGGAUGUUUAAGCGAAUUUUUGUUUGGGUUUAAUCUGGGUUCGUUUGAGGACCAGUCGAAUUUUGUUGAGGUUUGGGAGUUAUGUGUCGAUGAAGGAGAGAGAAAAAAAUUACUUUUCAUUUUUUUAAAUUUUAAUUAAUUUUUUAUAAUUUCAUAAAUAAAAUUUAAAUUAAAAAUAUAACUUAGAUCAAUAAUAAGCUAACACGUGGCAUCCCUAAUAAGCUACUUGGUCAUAACAGAUGCAAGUAAAAGGUAAUUUAGAACUUUAUAAAAUCUAAAACUUUGAUAUUCACGACGCAAAUACCCCUUCUCUAAUCAUAAAAUCGCCUCGCAUUUCCACAGCACGGGGACAACAUUAAAGCUUUAUGCUCGAACUUGAAAAGCCCUUAUUAUCGGUUUCUCCAUCUCUGGUAUAAUGGCUGUGUCUGUCAGUGCCAGCUUCCAAAUAUUCGGUUCAGAUUCUUCUCCUCCUCCUUCUCCAGGCAAACGGUGCAAGUACGUAGGCCAGUCAGUGAGAGCACUUCCUAUACGGAUAUUAUGGGUUGGCAAAAAGAGAUCGCAAGGAGCACAACUGGUUUUUGAUGAGUAUUUUGAAAAGCUCAAGCUUUAUUGCAGUGUCAAUGAAGUUCAGAUACGAUCCAAUCCUAAAAAUUCACGUGAUUGGAGGGUUCAGGUUGAGGAUGAAGACAAAGCCGUCAUGAAUCUUAUAAGGCCUAAUGAUUGGGUUGUGUUGUUAGAUGAGCGUGGCCAAGAUUUGGGGUCUGAGGAGAUGGCAGAGUUGUUGGGAGAUGCAGGGAAUACAGGAGCUUCAGAAUUAUCUUUUUGCAUUGGUGGACCUUAUGGCCAUGGUCAACGAUUGAGGGAACGUGCCAACUUAUGUAUCAAGUUAUCGUCCAUGGUCUUUAAUCAUCAGAUUGCUUUACUUGUUCUUGUGGAGCAGCUUUAUAGGUCAUGGACCAUUCUUAAAGGUCAGAAGUACCAUCAUUAGAAUUUUCUGUUCACACAACCACAGCACAUGGGCAGGGGACUCCUUCCUUUCUUGUUUUGUGAAGCUCAUCCCGAAGCUACAGGUAGGGCAUAAACAUAUGCCAUUUUUGUUAGCUUUUGUAAAUUUUCUAGAUGAUUUCAUCACAAGUCAUACAAUGCAAAUGCUGGAAUGAGUGACAGUUCUACCUUACCCUUAGAGGGUAACAUUAGAAUAGAUUAAAUGACUGCUUACAGAUUCAGUCUAUUCAAGUAUUUUCCAUUUCUAAUUAAAUAUCUCAUGCGGCAUAAGAGUUGGAGCAGUCUAAGCUUCUCAGAAACUUUUGUGCAAUAGUAGAUACUCGGCGAAGCAGUUUUAGCAGCCUGUUGAGAUCACAGACAGCGAUCUUAUAGAAUGUAAUUUGAAUUGUCGACAAAUUUUUUUGAACUUUAUGCAAUCCUUACCAAAUAAUUAAAAAACAUAAAAUUGAACUGA
Messenger RNA from Humulus lupulus (European hop), 2093 nucleotides. Its product is annotated as putative RNA methyltransferase At5g10620. The coding region runs from base 1050 to 1622 and encodes 190 amino acids. Gene Ontology annotation, molecular function: methyltransferase activity. The transcript is spliced from 7 exons. The record is from RefSeq and is a predicted model, not a curated record. Lineage: Eukaryota; Viridiplantae; Streptophyta; Magnoliopsida; Rosales; Cannabaceae. Gene Ontology annotation, biological process: rRNA processing.